Messenger RNA from Scheffersomyces amazonensis, 1405 nucleotides. Its product is annotated as alpha-ketoacid dehydrogenase kinase family protein. Bases 23 to 1390 code for a protein of 455 amino acids. The transcript has a single exon. Gene Ontology annotation, biological process: regulation of glucose metabolic process; protein phosphorylation. Gene Ontology annotation, cellular component: mitochondrion. NCBI's taxonomy places the organism in Eukaryota, Fungi, Ascomycota, Pichiomycetes, Serinales, Debaryomycetaceae. The record is from RefSeq and is a predicted model, not a curated record. Gene Ontology annotation, molecular function: pyruvate dehydrogenase (acetyl-transferring) kinase activity.
ACUUGAUUUUAGUAUUAGAGUGAUGAUGAUUAUAAGAAGACUACCAACUGGAUUGGUACGGACAAACUUAACAGUAUCAUCAUGUAGAAUGUUAAGAAAAAGGCGAUUUUUACAUGGUAGUUUAGCUACCAAGAUUGAGUCAUCGAUUGAGUCACCAUCAACACCCAUCUCAGGAAAUGAAGAACAAGAUCAACAACUGAAAUUUCUAGAAGAAUAUAAAAUAAGAACACUUCUUGAGAGACCCAUAUACUACUAUGCUGAGAAAGAAUUACCCAAAUUCUCUAUUGAGAGAUUAUAUGAACAAUCACAUAAAUUAUCACCUACUUUCAUAUUGCAAAAUGCUCAAGAAACCAUUGAACAUUUAUUAACUUAUAAUGCUAGAAGAAUAAAGGAAUUCAGAAACUUACCCUAUUUGGUAGUUCUUAAUCCUUCCAUCUCCGAAUCAUACAGUACCUAUUUACAAACCAUGUCUUCAUUAUUAACAGCAUCAUUAAAUCCUCCCACCACCCUAGCUGAAAAUGAAACUUUUGCAAAGACUGUAUUGAGUGAAUUCAUAGAUGCUCAUGCUGAUACGCUCCCCAGUUUAUCAAAGGGAUUUAAUGAAGUAUUUGAUUUCAUUUCUACUGAUCAAAUUACUCACUUUCUUGACCAACAUCUCAAGGAAAGAAUCAGUAUGAGAUUAAUUGCUCAUCAACAUAUUCAAUUGACCAAGGCAUUGAUUGGAGAAACUCCCUAUGAGAAAGGGGGUAAAUAUAAUGGGGUUAUAAAAGUAUUAAAUAUUGCUGAUGUCAUUAAGAAGAAUGCUGAAUUGGUCAAUGAUAUUCUCUUAUUGAAAUAUGAUCAAACUGUUCCAAUACAAAUUGAUACUAAUUUAAAUCCUAUAAAUUAUUGGAGUAGACAAGAUCCAGAGUUAAUGAGGCCUACUGAAGAUGAAUUACGUCAUUUCCCUUAUAUAGAGUAUCAUUUAGAUUACAUUCUUACUGAAUUGUUUAAGAAUUCAUUCCGUUCUCAUAUUGAGAAUAAAAUCGAAGAUCCGGUACAAAUUACUAUUUCAAUUGCUACCAAACCUACUUCAUACUUAGAAUUAAGAAUUAGAGAUAAGGGGAAAGGUAUACCGCCUAAAGUUAUGAAUCAUAUAUUUGAUUAUUCAUUUACUACCUGGGAAAAUAAUGAAGGUGAUAGUUAUAAAACUUUGAAUGUCCCACCAGGUUUAGGGGGCAAUGUUGUUGCUGGAAUGGGAUAUGGAUUACCGUUACUGAAGAAUUAUGUAGAGAUAUUCAAUGAUACUUUACCUGAUGAAGAUGGUAUAGUAACUACCAAGGGUCUGUUAUCCAUCCAGACCUAUUACGGAUGGGGAACUGACGUAUACCUUAAGACUGUAGGACAAUAGAGAUUCAUACAAUAC